This is a messenger RNA of Drosophila willistoni, 1238 nucleotides long. Its product is annotated as cyclin-dependent kinase 7. The coding region runs from base 94 to 1062 and encodes 322 amino acids. The record is from RefSeq and is a predicted model, not a curated record. NCBI's taxonomy places the organism in Eukaryota, Metazoa, Arthropoda, Insecta, Diptera, Drosophilidae. The transcript is spliced from 2 exons. Gene Ontology annotation, biological process: protein phosphorylation; positive regulation of transcription by RNA polymerase II. Gene Ontology annotation, molecular function: cyclin-dependent protein serine/threonine kinase activity; ATP binding; RNA polymerase II CTD heptapeptide repeat kinase activity. Gene Ontology annotation, cellular component: transcription factor TFIIH holo complex; transcription factor TFIIK complex; nucleus.
UGGCUCAGACUAGUUUCCUCUGCUUUUAGUGCUAAGGGCUAACAUUGACUGAGUCAUAAACCUAGUGCUUAGACGUCAGAAUAAAAAACUAAAAUGAAUACUAAUAGUAGCAAUAAUCAGCGCUAUUCCAAGAUUUCUUUCCUGGGCGAAGGUCAUUUUGCUGUUGUGUACAAGGCCCGCGAUUUGGUUACCAGCCGAAUUGUGGCUGUAAAGAAGAUAAAGAGACGCAAUGACGAGGAGGUUAGCAGAUUUACAACAUUGCGUGAAAUUGAAAUCCUUCAAGAACUGAGGCAUGAAAAUAUCAUCAGUCUGAUCGAUUUCUUUGGCGAAUUCUCGAAUGUUUCGCUUGUUUUUGAACUUAUGGACUCGGAUCUGUCUAUGAUUAUAAAAAAUCCAACAAUAAUCUUGUCUGCAGCGAAUAUUAAGGCAUAUGCCUCAAUGAUAUUGCGUGGCCUGGAUUAUUUGCAUCAGAAUUGGAUACUGCACCGUGAUCUGAAACCCAACAAUUUGCUAGUAAACGGGAAAGGUGUUUUAAAAAUUUGUGACUUUGGUUUGGCCACAAAGUUUAGCUCGGUGGUUCAAACUCAUUCCCCCCAUGUGGUAACACGUUGGUAUCGAUCACCCGAACUGCUCUUGGGGACACGUCAGUAUGGCAUUGGUAUCGAUAUGUGGGCUCUUGGAUGCAUCUUAGCCGAGCUAAUGCUAAGAGUUCCCUUUCUGCCAGGAUCUUCUGACUUGAAUCAAUUGAAUCGCAUCUUCAAGACUUUGGGCUCUCCAAGUGCAUCGGACUGGCCCCACAUAAAUCGUCUACACAAUCAUAUUGAAUUUUUUAAAUUCCCUGGCACUCCAUUGCGAGACAUCUUUUCAGCUGCUGGCAGUGAUAUGAUUAUGUUGAUUCGUCGCUUAUUAGCCAUGAAUCCACUCAAACGUUGCUCCUGUCGUGAGGCAUUGGAUAUGGCAUAUUUCAGUAAUAUGCCAGCGCCGUCUGUUGAUCUCAAUCUGCCCUUGGCUUCGUCUCCAUCAAACCACAAGGAAAAUAUCCCACCAGAGACGAUAAAUUGAGAUAAACCCCCGAUGCAGAAGCGUAAGGUCCUGGAGACACAAGCCAAAAGUAGUCAGAUUGUUCCACCAAAAAAACGUUUAUUCUUUUAGUAAAUAUUCUAGAUACAUAUUACAGCUUUAUAUGUUCUUUUAAACAAAUGUAAUUAAACAUUUUAUGUCUUACGUGGACCAUUAAA